Messenger RNA from Phoenix dactylifera (date palm), 1116 nucleotides. Lineage: Eukaryota; Viridiplantae; Streptophyta; Magnoliopsida; Arecales; Arecaceae. The record is from RefSeq and is a predicted model, not a curated record.
GGGAGUUCGCCAAACGAGUGCUUCGGGCGAGGAGAGAAGCGGCUCCUCUGCGACAUCCACCGGCGCAAGAUCAUCCCUCAGGCGGCGCCGGCCCCGCUGCCGGCCGCCACGCCGAUCACGGUGGCUGUGCCGGAGAACUGGUCUGGAUCGCCGACGAACUCCGGAAGAGGAGCAGGUUUCAUAGAAGGGGACGAGAAGAAACCACCCCGCUUCCACGCCCUUUCUUCCCUCCUUCUCCUCCUCCAACUUCUUCAGCUAUAAAUACGAAGACUCCCUCUCCCUGGCAAGCAGCACAGAGAAAGAGAGAGAGAGAGAGAGAGCAGAGAUGGAGAACUCCGCCACCCUAGAGAUCACAAUCAUCUCCGCCGAGGAUCUCCGGCUUAGCCACCGACCGCUCAAGAAGAACGCCUUCGUGACGGUACGCUCGACGAGCACCUUGAACGACGGCGGCGCGUCGUCGACGAGCCUCGACCGAGAUGGGGGGAGCUAUCCGCAUUGGAACGAGAAGCUCAAGGUGGCUCUGCCGGCCUCGGCGCGCUCGAUAUCGGUGGAGGUUUGCUGCAAGACGGGCACGGGGGUGAGGCUGGUGGCGGUGGCCGCCAUCCCGGUCUCGGACUUCUGCGAGCCGGCCGGCUACUUGCACUUCCUUAGCUACAGGCUGAGGGAGAGGGAUGGGGAGCGCAAUGGGAUCAUUAAUCUCUCUGUGAGGAUGGAGGGUGCAGGUCCUUUUGGACGUCGAGUGCAGCGGCCGCUGGCGGCGCCACCGACGAUGUGGGCUAAGGGUGAGGAGAGGAGGAAUUAUGGAGUGGCCGUGGGACAUCCGGUGGGUUAUGGAUACCGCGUCUACUGAUGGAUGGGUUACAGUCUCAUUAGUUUGCUUAAGAAUUGUUUUCUUUUUCAGUUCUUUUUUUUUUUUUGGAAAGAAAAGAUUCAAAGGGCACAGUCAUGAAGAUGUAGAAAUUAUAGAAAGAUUCUUUUAUUUGUUAUCCAAUUCUUUGUUACAAUGGAUUUGCAUCUUUGUAUACAUGUAUGUAUGCAUAUGUGUGAUAUAAAUGAAUGUAUAUGCAAAUAAGAAAUUAAGAGGAAAGAAAAUUGGCAGAGAGCUACUAUAUUUAA